This is a messenger RNA of Oryzias melastigma (Indian medaka), 1944 nucleotides long. RefSeq names its product ECSIT signaling integrator (gene ecsit). Gene Ontology annotation, cellular component: mitochondrion. Gene Ontology annotation, molecular function: protein binding. The coding region runs from base 277 to 1623 and encodes 448 amino acids. The transcript is spliced from 7 exons. The record is from RefSeq and is a predicted model, not a curated record. NCBI's taxonomy places the organism in Eukaryota, Metazoa, Chordata, Actinopteri, Beloniformes, Adrianichthyidae.
GCCGUGUUCUCUGUGUUAGGGGGAAGGAAAAGGCAGCAGGACAGAGGACGUUCUUUCCCCGGUUAGCUAACGUGCAGUUGUUUUGAAGGAUAUUCGUUUCCAGCUGUGUUUUGCGUGUUUUAUCUUCAUUUUGUGCACUUUCUAAUCUCCUCGGGAGUCAAUAAUAAACAGUGGAAGACAUUUUGGUGUUUUUUUAUCCUGACACGCGCUCAGACCUCUGACUCCGGGUUUUGACGUCCCUGUCCGGAGUGGGACCGGGGUUUGCAUGGCUCCACCAUGAGGAUUGCCCGCAGCCUACAGCAGCUGCAGGGUCUGCGGCUGCUCCGGGGGUCAUGGCAGCCGGCCCGGGUUCUCCAGCCGGACCCCCACAGUCCAUCCGCCGCGAGAAGCACCCCACAGCACCGGGGUUUCCACAGCAGUCCAGCUUUUGCGAAGGACCCCCGUGUUCCCGAACGCUUUGUGAGCGAGGACGACAAAAAGAGGCCGAAGUCUCUGGUCCUACACGACAAUCUGUUUGAGCAGAUAGCCAUGGGCCCCAAAAGCAAAGCCACCUUCACCAAGGUGAUCGACGUCUUCAACAAGAGAGACAUAAGGCGGCGGGGUCACGUGGAGUUCAUCUAUGCUGCUCUGAAGAAGAUGCCGGAGUUUGGAGUGGAGCGAGACCUCAGCGUAUACAACAAGCUGUUGGAUGUUUUCCCCAAAGAGGUGUUUGUGCCCACCAACUUCAUCCAGCGAAUGUUCAACCACUAUCCCAGACAGCAGGAGUGUGGAAUCGAGCUGCUGGAGCAGAUGGAGAACUAUGGUAUCAUGCCCAACGUUGAGACCAAAGUCCUCCUUGUGCAGAUCUUUGGAGAGAAGAGUCACCCCAUGAGGAAAUAUCAACGAAUUAUGUACUGGUUCCCCAAGUUCAAGCAUUCAAACCCGUUCCCCAUCCCCCGACAUCUGCCUGAAGACCCGGUGGACCUGGCCCGCCUCAGCUUGACCCGGAUUGCUAACGACCUGGACGCUAAGGUUACUGUGCAUCAGCUGCCGUGUACAGAGGUCACCGAGACUGGAGAAGAAGUCCACCUUCCAUACAUUUUAGGAAUCCAGAGCCCCAGUCAGAGGGAGCUGCUGGCGAAACACAACCCCAGCAGGCCGCUGUUCGUGGAGGGGCCCUUCCCCCUGUGGCUGAGGAGCACCUGUGUCCACUACUACAUCCUCAGAGCUGACCCCCCCCUGCCUGAAGAGAAGGUCGAAGAACCCUACGACCCAGAGAGGAGUUUCUACUACCCCUUGCAGCUGGACUUCAGCCUGGACCGGGACUUCUGGGACGAGGAGGAUUUUGACGUAGAAGAUUUGGAUGAGGGUCCCGUCUUCGCCAUGUGCAUGACCAGUCAGGGAGACCAGACCACGCUGGGUCAGUGGAUCUCUGACCUGCAGCUGAACAACCCCAUCCUGGGCCGGGUUCCGACUCUGUUUCGUUUGGACCCCGGACCGCAGCACCUGCAGAGGGGAGACGAGGAAGAGUCCGACCACGGUCAUCAGCUUCACGAGGAGUCCGACAAAGACGAUCCUCAACCUGGAGAAGACACCGAGACGGUUCUGGAAGAAGAGCCCAGGAGGAGCACCGUGAAGCAAUGAACUCCUGCAGGAGGAGCUUUCUGCGCUCUAGAGAAACGGUCCCAGAUCAGGACAGACUGACGCGGCUUUCAUCUACAGUAAAAGCAGGGUCACUAGGACGUCAUUACAGUUCAGUCUAUGAAUAAAAUGAUAUUUUGUUUUGAAAUGGAGGCUGUUCCUGUCCAACGUUCUGAACUGUCCUGUGUUUGAUCCUCAACAGCUGCUCUCUUUCAGGCUUCAUGCUAAUCAGCAGUCAAUGUACAAUGUAGAAAUGACAACAAAUGAUUUAAAUCAAUAAACCUCAAAGUUUGUAGUUAUUGUAGAUAUACAUGUUAAACUUUA